ACAGAACACACAGAACAUACCCAGAACACCUAUGUCGAACUGGUUUUGGAAUCGCACGAUGCAAAAACUCAACAGACAAAUUGUCAAAUUGACCAUACCCAGAGCCAGAAGAAACGUCGAAGGUUUAUUCCUUUUAAAUACCAUUCAAAAAUAUUCAAGGCUUCCAAAAAAAAACGCCCUGUAGACGAUCACCGAAUCAGUACUAAUAGCAGUAGCUAUGCCAGCUGCAGAACUUUUAAGAAAGAAUCAAGCAAAAGCAAUGUUUCGUCCAAUACCUACCAGGAAAUUGAGAGUCUCCGUUGUGCCGGUCCAGCAAGAUGCAAUAGUAUCGCCUCCAAGGCUCCCGUUUCAGACGAAGGCGAUCAAAUGAACGAUGGUCAAGAAAUUCUGAAAGAAACUCCAUCCGAUUUUCAAACGAACAGGGACGCUAAAAUAUUUUAUCAGAUGGAGUUUCCGAAAAAGACUGGUCGUCAUGCAAAGAAGUACAUGGGCAUAUUUUGUAUGAUAUUAGUCUGUGCUAUAAUAUCGGCAGCCAUUGCGAGUAUAUUUAGUACAAAAUCCUUGAGAGAGAACAUUCCUUCGGACGUUGAACAACUAAUCAGUAAAGGAGAACUGAAGACUCAUAUCGAUGGUUUAAGAAAUGAGGUUCACAACAUUACUGAUGAGACAAAGAUUAACAACAAAUACCAUUUUGACAGUCUGUCAGCUAAAGAAGAUAUGGAAACAUUAUCAAACAAGAUCAACACCGAAUUACUUCUGCAAACAUUGCCAAACAUAGCAGAUUUGGGAAAAGUAUCAAAUGAGACAAGGAUGGACGUCGAAUUGCUUCUACAAGCGUUACCAAGAGGAACAGUGAGACAAGAUAUUGAGGAAUUGUCAAAAAAGAUAGAUAAAAACCUCAAAUGGAUUCUUAAAGUUUUGCCAAAUAAAGCAGACUUUGACGUCUGGACGGGGAAAGACAAGAGGAUUUUACAAAGAAUUUAUCAUGCAAUCAGAUGUAGCAUCAUGCCACCAGUACAGGAUAAAAGAACACCAGUCGCCAAUAAACGGCACAGGGAAGAAAUUGAGUCAGCAGCUAAAGGGAAGGGGAGAAACAAGCGUCCCCGCCCGGAUGCGCGGACACAGCGUCUCGAAAACAAUGGCGGUAAUGGUCGCCGGGCUCCACGGAUCAAUAUAGGAUGUAACAGAGCCCAGUGCUCCAGGAAUCGGCCCUGCACAGAAUCACUUAAGCAACAGCUUGGAGAUGACAUUCCAGUGCUUCGGAAUUUCGCAGACUCCGAUCAGAUGCAGACAA
This is a messenger RNA of Saccostrea cuccullata (small rock oyster), 1294 nucleotides long. RefSeq lists its product as uncharacterized. The transcript has 17 exons. The annotation marks the transcript as partial. Lineage: Eukaryota; Metazoa; Mollusca; Bivalvia; Ostreida; Ostreidae. The record is from RefSeq and is a predicted model, not a curated record.